Chiloscyllium plagiosum (whitespotted bambooshark) is the source of this 1037-nucleotide messenger RNA. NCBI's taxonomy places the organism in Eukaryota, Metazoa, Chordata, Chondrichthyes, Orectolobiformes, Hemiscylliidae. The record is from RefSeq and is a predicted model, not a curated record.
GUCAAGUCGGGGUUCUUCCACGAGAACGACUCCAAACUGCUGUCCAAGUCCAUCCGAGACCGGGUCUCGUUCAUCAAGAGGAAGCGGCAGAGGACGCAGCAGAUGAGGGAGGUGGAGGAGCAGGAGAGGCUGCGGUCCCAGAUGGAGCAAUCAGCCGCAGCCUCCCAGUCCGCCACAGGCUGGCAGCCCAGUCUACCCGAGUCCGAGGAUCCUGAGGUCGAUCAACAUGCGCAGCAGAGCAAGCUGCUGAUGGCCACUGCCUCAUUGGACGCAGUCACCGACAGCAACCUGGGACCCGACCCGCGGGCAGGAGCUGCAGGGCCCUCUGUGGUCUCUGAGGAAAACCUGUGCCCACAGCAUCUCUCCUCAGGCUCGAGUGUGGAGUCCCAUCCUGUGUCCCUGAGCCACCAGCCAUCUCAACAGCAAGUGAUGAGCAACUACCCGCAAUCCAUGGCGCCCACACCGCACCAGGCAACCCCUGACCCCCAGCGACCGGCAAGACACGUGCAGGAUUCUAUCAGGUAGGGACCGUUCUCAACCACAAGCGCCGUUGCCCUAAUGCUCUCCCCACCUUCCCCCCCGAGAUAUCUCAGCUCUGCCGUGCCAUCGCUCGGGGCAGCUGUGGGUGAGACGCGGGUGAUUCCCCCUCCCCAGUCCAGCCGACCGAUUUCAUGUCGUCCCAAACAGUGGCUGAGGUUGGCUCUUUAUUCUGGGUGACAGAUCAAAAAAUACCGCUCUUCCGAACGAAACGACGCGAACACCCAACGAUUUAGGUCUGAGAUGAAAGCAGCUAAGCCUCCCCCCACUCCCCGUGCCGUUGUGUUCCAGCCGCACCACCCCUACCUUUCUGAGCACCGAAGAAUCCAUCGAGUUAAGCUCUCUGGGGAAGAGAGGAUUUGUCUGAACACCUUUCACAUCCCCCAGCUUCUCCUGUUCUGCGUGACGUACAGGGAAGCCAAUUCCGCUCAGCUAACUCCUUGGGGUCAGCGGUAGCCAGAUGUUUACCGUCUCUGAAUGGGCCGGGGGCUGGGGCCUGU